AUGGUUUUCUCAAAAUUGGCCCUCGUGGGCACAUUCGCCGCUUCGGCCACUGCAUACUCUGCAACUGCAAGAACUUUCGCUGUCAACCACUUCUAUGGAACAGAACCUCUUCUCACCGCCCGUAUAGAUCCAAUAGUUAACCCAGGAACCGUUGGAACACACGUUCAUACGAUCCAAGGAGGAAGUGCUUUUGGCAUGACUAUGGGGGAUACCACUGCUUUGGAUGAUUCUAACUGCACUUCCUCCCUUGUCAAGAAUGAUAAGAGCAAUUAUUGGACCCCCUCUUUGUAUUUUGUCGAUCCAAACGAUCCCACCAAUAUUACAGCUGUACCCAUGUUCUAUAUGAACGUUUACUACUUCUUCGAGCCCACAACCGACAAAAUCACCGCUUUCCAACCAGGUCACCGAAUGCUAGUUGGAGAUGCCACUCUCCGUACUCCACCAGCAGGAGGCGGAGGAUCCAUCGUCGAUUAUUCGCUCGGAACACCUCAACCAGUCCAAGUUACCUGUCCACGUACCAACUACGAUACUCCAUCUUACCCCGCCGACUCGGACGGAUUACACGGAGUAGGAAUUCAGGACCCGCAAAACAAGGGAGCAGGUGUUGGAUUUCCAGAUCAAGAUUGUAAUGGAUUCGCUUCACCAAUGCGUCUCGAUGCUCACUUUCCUUCAUGCUAUAAUCCUGCUGCGGGAUUGACUGAUUACAAGACAAACAUGGAUUGGCCUACCAAGGGAAAUUGUCCUGAGGGCUGGAUUCAUACUCCUCAUAUUUUCUAUGAGGUUUAUUACAACACUCCUCUCUUUGCAAGUCAAUGGACGCCAGGUCAAGGCAAACAACCUUUUGUUCUUGCUAAUGGAGAUCCAACUGGUUAUGGAUUCCAUGCUGACUUUAUCUCGGGUUGGGACGUAGAAACUCUUCAACAAAUCAUCGAUAACUGCGACGCAGGCGAUAGCGGUAUGGAUAAAUGUCCAGGUCUCAUCGGUGGUCUCAACGAUCCAACCACAUCUUGCACUAUCAAAUCACCAAUCGAUGAAAUUGUUACCGGUACCAUGUCUGCGUUACCAGGUAGUAAUCCUAUCGGAAAAUGGGGUUCUGCUGUUGCCAGUGUAGCUUCUUCCGUCGUCGCAUCUGCUACUUCUGGUAUUGCUUACCAAGCUUCUGCAGUAGCUGUUGGUGCUUCCUCAGCUGUUUCUUCAGUUGUAGCUGGUGCUUCAUCAGUCGCUGCUUCGGUAUCCAAUGUCGCAUCAUCUGUACUCGGAGUUGCCACAUCAGCAGCAAGUAUUCCCAUCCCAAGCAUAUCUCUCCCCCUCCCCCUCUACCAAACACCAACUUCCGCCUCAUCCCAACAUUCUCAAAGUCACACCCGCAGCGGCGCUUCCACAAAGGUCGCAGCUGCAUCAUCAGCUGCCAGCGAGGUCGUAUCUUCCAGCGUCAUCACAUCCGGAGGUCAAGUCUUCACAUCCAUCCUCACCGUCCACACUUCCACACUCAUCUACAAAACCGUCUCGGUUACCGCAGGACAAGCUCUUCCCACCGGCUCGAGCGUCUCUUCUAGCACUCCGGCUGCUAUCUCCGGCUACUCAUAUGCUGGCUGUUACGCAGAUCAAGAAACAAACCGCGCGCUUUCUGGCGUCACAUUUGCAGAUGUGGGUAAAGCUGCUGUGUCCAACUCAGCGUGUGUAGCAUACUGUGAAGAAAAGGGAUAUAGUGUUGCGGGAACAGAAUAUGGAGGACAAUGUUUCUGUGGACAAAGCUUACCAAGCCAGACACUCGAUGCGAGUAAGUGUGCCAUGGCGUGCGAGGGAGAUGCAAAUGAGAUUUGUGGGGGUUCGUUGGCGUUGAGUGUUUAUUCCAAGAGUGGCGCGAGCAAGAGAAAAUCGAGACACGUGCAUAGACAUGUGCAGAGGAAUUAGACGGGUGUCUGGCGAGCAUUGUCUCUGGGUGCAGUGAGCUGGUGACUCUGCAUCGUAGGGAUGCUAGUGGUGGAUGGUGUGGAGGAACAUACAAACAUAAAACAUACAUAACCUUCGUUCUCGCAAGGCGAGCCCUUUGAUUCAUUCUUCUUUCUUUUUCCCUGAACAAAUUUUAGAGAUUUUGGAGCAAUUUGUUAGGAUAGACAAUCCUUUUUGAAAAGUAUCUCGAACAAUCAAUCAAGUCUUCUCAACUCAUGGUUUUUUGUGGACUGUAGGUUAGAUUGAGAUGUGUAUGGUAGUUAUGAAGUUUACGAAUUGAUGAUUUUUGAUUUUUGAUUAUUAUAUCGAUUAUUAUAAUUUUAACUAAUGAUAUCUUGUCUCGGUGGUAUCUUGUCUAUUCUAUAUUUUCAUACUUUGGGAAUGGAAUGGAAUGGAAUGUUGGGUUUGUAGGGGGGGGGGUAUAGAAUCUCUGCAGUAGGAUAAUCAUAUGGUUAUGUAGGUAGUGAGAUAUGAGGGUAGGAGAAUGGUUGGAUAAUAUAAAUCAGAAUAUUGAUUGAUGUGUAUUGGGAUUUGACAUGAGUUGGAAUUGGAAUUGGAAUUGGAAUUGGAAUUGGAAUUGGAAUUGGAAUUGGAAUUGGAAUUGGAAUUGGAAUUGGAAUUGGAAUUGGAAUUGGAAUUGGAAUUGGA
Botrytis deweyae is the source of this 2601-nucleotide messenger RNA. RefSeq lists its product as uncharacterized. Bases 1 to 1914 code for a protein of 637 amino acids. The transcript is spliced from 3 exons. Lineage: Eukaryota; Fungi; Ascomycota; Leotiomycetes; Helotiales; Sclerotiniaceae. The record is from RefSeq and is a predicted model, not a curated record.